Molecule: messenger RNA, 1113 nt
Organism: Klebsormidium nitens
Lineage: Eukaryota; Viridiplantae; Streptophyta; Klebsormidiophyceae; Klebsormidiales; Klebsormidiaceae
Source: the annotation of a GenBank genome assembly
AUGCUUCUCCGGUGGAGAUCAGACAUUCUAGGUGAUCCACAGUCUCCUGUUGCAGAGCCAUACUCUCUCCUGUGUGAGGACCCGCAGGCUGCCUCUCUGGCUAUCCUGUUCAUCAUAGCUUGCGGCGUUUCCAAAGAAGAGCUGCUAAGCCUUCCUUUCAAUCUGCGCAGCGUAGGCGAAGCCCUCUCCGUGCUGACGGUAUGCAGAUACUUCCUGUGCGAUAGGCGGGUAAUCAAUUUCCUCGAGACCUUUUUGGACGCUUCUGAAUGGAACUCGGAAGAUCAAAAGAAGAUUCUCGCAACCUACCAAGACUUGGGGCUGUACUUACCGCACGAAACGAGAGAGAGACUAGGAAUUCUAGACCUUGAAUGGCCUUGGAAAAAAUCACAGCCCGCUCUCUUCGAUGAGCUGAGCAGAAAGGAGCUGAUUAGAAUUUGGCUGCCAGUCCUGCUGAGGCUCGAAGAAGGGGAGCUUCUGUCCCCGUCUAGGAGACAAUGGAGGUCUGUCCCUGAUAUUCAUUUCACGCCACCAGACGACAACAAAGGUACUGACUAUUGGAGAAUCUUGCACUGGACCUCCAAUUGGAGGUGGCACCCGUGGCAAUCCGCAACAAGAAGUCGCCUUUUGGAAAUUAGAGCGGCCAAAGAGGCUAGGGAAAGAGAGGCGUUGGCGCAGAUGCUCUACCAGGAAGCGUCUGAGAACAUUCAGACGUACGGCGCCGCAAAAGUCACGAAGUUCUGGUCGGAAGUCCCUAAUUUUGAGGCCCCGUCUCUAGAUCAGCCGCUCCUCCCCCUGUUUUUGGAGACGUCGGCAUUGAUUCUAGGAGCUGUAGCGGAUCCGAACAAUCUGAUCCUGUGGGACGUCCGCUGCCCGUUCCUGACAAAUGUCCUUCCAGUUCUGGUGGAUGCGGACGUCAACCGGACGCUCACAACGGAGACGGUGGAAGAUUUCCGGACGUCGUUUAGCGCGCUAACAAUGGACCGGCAAGAGCAGGUGGCGCGGAAAUGGGCGAAGACGCUCCCCCUCACGAGGCCCGUGGGUAGACGCGGGCUACUCCUGGACAGAGUGCUCAUUGACUGGUGUGUUAGGAACGGAAACGCCGUCAGUCAGUAA